AUGUCGACGGAACUGGCUAACAACGCCGCGCCGCGUACCGCGAAAACUUUGCCUGCGCAUCCUCUUGCUCCUCUUUCGGCUGCAGAACUUCAGACGGCGGCCUCUAUCAUCAAGGCUUCGUGGCCUGCACAUACGGACCUGCACUUCAAAGUUGUGACAUUAGAGGAGCCAUCAAAGUCUGAGGUCUUGAAAUAUCUUGAGGCAGAACAUGGCAAUAAACCCCUCCCUUCAGUCUCGAGGAAGGCUUUCGUAAAUUACUACAUCAGGAACACAAGUAAGUUUCACGAGGCCAUUGUCAACUUGACAUCUGGUCGCGUUGAACGCAACGUCCUUCUGGGACCCUUUGUUCACGCCAAUGGAGAUGGUGAGGAGAUUGUCGCCAUCGAGAAGAUCGCUCUCGCGGACGAGAAGGUCAAAGCCGAGAUCGCAAAAUUGGAAUUACCCGAAGGCACAGUUGUAAUCAGCGACCCAUGGAUUUACGGAUCUGAUGGCAUUGGUGAUGAGGAACGCUUGUACCAGUGCUUCCUCUACCUCCGAGACCCGAACAACUCCUCUGAAGCAGACUCAUGCCACUAUGCAAUGCCCUUGCCAAUCUCCCCCGUUGUCAGCACUGCAACCAUGAAGGUCAUCCGAGUGGACAUUUUGCCAACGGGGGCCGACAAUACCAUCAAGCCAAUCGAAAAAUACAAGAUUCAGCCACCUAAUGAGUACAUCCCGGAAGCACAAACACUCAGAACCGACCUUAAGCCUCUCAACGUCAUCCAGCCUGAAGGAGCCAGCUUCAAGGUUCAACAGGAAGGUACAUCUAGCGUCUUGUCGUGGCAGAAAUGGAACUUCAGGGUUGGUUUCAACCAGCGUGAGGGUAUGGUGCUUUACGAUGUGCGGUACGAUGACCGACCGCUGUUCUACCGACUGAGUUUGAGCGACAUGAACAUCCCAUAUGCCGAUCCUCGUCAGCCAUACUGUAGGAAGAGCGCAUUCGAUCUUGGAGAUGCCGGAGCAGGUAUCAUGGCGAACGACCUGAAAUUGGGAUGCGAUUGUUUAGGCUCGAUCUACUAUCUUAGUGCUGUCCUCUCGGACGAUAAGGGUGGCGUUCUCAAUAUGCCCAACGUCGUUUGCAUACACGAGCAAGACGCUGGUAUUGGCUGGAAACACACCAACUACCGUACUGGACGAGCAGCAGUCGUUCGGUCACGAGAGCUCGUCCUUCAGUCGAUCAUCACAGUUUCCAAUUACGAAUACAUUCUGGCUUUCGUAUUCAACCAAGCGGGAGAGGUCACAUACGAGAUCCGUGCAACUGGCAUUCUCAGCACUCAGCCGAUAGAUGAGGGCAUAGAAGUACCCUGGGGUACGGUUGUACACCCUGGUGUACUUGCAGUGCACCACCAGCACAUCUUCAGUUUGCGUGUCGAUCCCAUGAUCGACGGCUACGAAAACCGCUUGGUUUAUGACGAAGCUUUUCCAAUGGAGCGAUCGGAAUUUAACCCUCAUGGAACAGGAUACUAUGUCCAGGAGACGAUCGUUGACCAAUCUGGCGGUUAUGAUACAGCCUGUGAAAACAACCGCACUUUCAAGAUCCAAAAUCCGAACGUAAAGAACCCGAUCAACGGCAAGCCAGUCGCAUACAAGAUUCAGGCGCCGCCAUUCCAGAAGAUCCUCUCGGAUAAGGACAGCUUUAACUACAAGCGUGCCGAGUUCUCAGACCACAACGUAUACGUCGUGAAGCACCGAGACGGCGAGCUAUACGCAGGAGGCCUCUACACAAACCAAUCUCGAGGAGGCACAGGAGUUCGAUCAUGGGCAGAGAGAAACGAGAACGUCAAGGACACCGACUUUGUCCUCUAUGUUCAGGCGGGCAUCAAUCACGUUCCCCGGAUCGAAGAUUUCCCGGUUAUGCCAUGUGAGAUUUUGAAGAUCCACAUGAAGCCGGUAAACUUUUUCGACAAGAACCCUGCGUUGGAUGUACCGCCGAGCGAUCAGGCCUUCAACAAGAGCACAUUGCUCAGUGAGCAGCACAAGCAGCCUGUUGUCACAGCAACUGUGGGAGAGGAUGGGACUUGUUGCGCACCAAAAUUGUAGGGCAUCGAGCACAUGAGUAACGCGGAGUGAACACCAUUGCUAAGGCAGAAGUCAAUUCCAUCAUUAAGAAACAC
Messenger RNA from Parastagonospora nodorum SN15, 2153 nucleotides. RefSeq lists its product as hypothetical. Gene Ontology annotation, biological process: amine metabolic process. The record is from RefSeq and is a predicted model, not a curated record. The transcript is spliced from 5 exons. The coding region runs from base 1 to 2079 and encodes 692 amino acids. Lineage: Eukaryota; Fungi; Ascomycota; Dothideomycetes; Pleosporales; Phaeosphaeriaceae. Gene Ontology annotation, molecular function: copper ion binding; quinone binding; primary methylamine oxidase activity.